Molecule: messenger RNA, 2921 nt
Organism: Saccostrea echinata
Lineage: Eukaryota; Metazoa; Mollusca; Bivalvia; Ostreida; Ostreidae
Product: histone H2A deubiquitinase MYSM1-like
Exons: 16
Coding region: 1-2709 (902 amino acids)
Biological process (GO): double-strand break repair
Cellular component (GO): BRCA1-A complex; BRISC complex
Molecular function (GO): polyubiquitin modification-dependent protein binding; metallopeptidase activity
Source: RefSeq, a predicted model, not a curated record
AUGGCGGAAGAUGGGGAAAUCGACAUCGAAGGGGACUUUGAAUUUAAGUUAGAUGUGGACAAUGAGAUCUAUGAUGAGCUUCCUUCCAAAAGUGCCAACUUGCUGCCAGAAUACACAAAUCCUGCUUGGAUGCUGGAGCAGGGCUGGACAAUGGACACUUUUGAUGAGAAAUCAAAAGCUACAAUUGAAAAAAUGCUGCAAGAGGAGCAUUAUUAUACCAGUGGAAAGGGAAGUACACGUAGAGUGAAGAAUCCAAGGCUUCUGUCUAAAAAGUCACACAUACAGAAACAACCAUGGACAGAGGAAGAAAAAGUCAUGUUUGAAAAAUAUCUGGAAGUAUUUGGUCGAAGCUGGUCGAAAAUUGCAGAGCAUAUGCCAAGCAGGACAGGUCUGCAGGUGAAGAACUACGCCCAACAGUACUUCAAACAGAAAGCAAAAGAAGAUAACAGGAGCAGUGAAACUGAUGUCAGUAAACCAUCUGUGCCUUCAACAGCCAAGAAGAAGGAUGACCUAAUUAAAGAUGUCCUCUCUUUAGUCACGACUGCACAAACGACAGUUACCACGGUAUCCAAGCAAAAAAAUUCCUCUCCAGGCAAAAACAGCAUGUUAGGAAAAAUGUUAAUAAAUCAUGGAAAUAAGAACAAAAAUAAAAACAAACUAGAGGUUCAGCUUUUUCAAAAAAUGCAAAGGGCAAAAACUGAAUCACAAGGUCAAAAGAGGGAAGCAAUAAAGAAGGAAGGCAUGUCAAAAUCAGGGAGUAAAGCAUCAUGUGCCAAGCAAAGAAAGAUAGAGAAAUACUCUGAAACACAAGGCCAAGUACAAAUAACUGUCAAAACUGUUCCUCAAACAACUGUCUCACAGCCAGAGACCUCGACUGCAAACCCCACCACAGCAUCUCCAAUGGUAAGUUUACUGGUCACAGCUACCUCUAGUGGGGGCAUUGGUCAGCUAAGUCCAUCUCUAGAGUCUCGCCUUCAGCAGUCGACAGGUGUCAUAGAAAAUCUGGAUGGAUUCUGUGCAGUGGCAGACAUUGUGAAAGAGGAUGAGGAUGAAGAUGGAGAGAUAGACAUAGAAAAUGAGGACGAAGAGAAUCCAAUCCUCAAAUCUCGAUCAGCUUCCCCUAAUUCUGUGUAUGAACAACUGAUCCGAGCAGCCAAUCUCAACAAACCAUCAGAAAAAGGAAAGUACAAAGAGAAAAGUGAAGAAAAGUCCCCAGAUGAUGAACCAAAUCAAAUUAAUGCUGUCUCUGUCCUUAUUAAUGAGAAAGAAGAGGAAAAUAUUCUUGACACUAAGAGUGAAGUACCAGAAUUUUCUAAGCCAAAAUCAAACAAUUGCAUUGUUUUAUGGAAUGGAGAGUACCUUGAUUUGCCUGUACCUACUCAGGAAGCUCAGAUUAACCUAGAUACCAUCACAGAACAGGAGCACCGAAUUCAUGCAGACUUUUUUGAUGGACGACCCUCUAAAACCCCAGAACGUUAUCUAAGAAUUAGAAAUUACAUUUUAGAAACAUGGGCAAAAUGUAAGCCAGGAUACCUAAACAAAACCUGUGUGCGACCUGGAUUGAAGAAUUGUGGUGAUGUCAACUGCAUUGGGAGAAUUCAUGCUUUCUUGGAGUGUACAGGAGCAAUUAAUUUUGGAUGUGAACAAGCUUGUUACAAUCAGACAUCAAAAGUAGGACCCCAGGUAUCAAGAGAUAGAACCAGAGAAGCCAUAGUCAAAGUCAACUUCUCUAAACUAGAGUCCAUGAGAACAAGGAAGAGAAGAAUAAGAAAUGAAUAUGGGCAGUGGGUUGAUGAAAAGGAAUUACAGGGCAAAACUAUACAGCACCAAGAUAAAGUUACAACCAAGGAGAGCCCAGGGAAGAUUUCAAGAUCACCCAAAGUCCAAAGUCUUGACCCUUUCAAACUUAUACCUUGUCAGAACUUUUCUCAAGAGAGACCAGCCCCGUUCUAUGUUGAAAUACACAAUACAGCUUUAGUGAUAAUGGAUAUUCAUGCUCAUAUAUCAAAGACUGAGGUCAUAGGAAUGUUAGGAGGUUGUUACCAUGACGAUGACCAGCAUUUAGAGAUUACCAUGGCGAUUCCGUGUAACAGUAUCAGUACUGGACUUCAGUGUGAGAUGGAUCCAGUGUCUCAGACAUUUGCCUGUGAGGAGAUUAGUAACAACAGAAUGAAUGUUGUCGGCUGGUACCACUCCCAUCCGACCUUUAACCCCAACCCCUCAAUAAGGGACAUUGAGACUCAGCUCAAAUUUCAGGAAUAUUUUGCUCAGGACGGUUUUUCCUUUCUUGGUGUAAUAGUCAGUCCGUACAAUAGGACCUCUUUGGGCCUUUGUUCAGAGUUCCAGUGUCUGACAAUCAGCUCUGAAGUCAGCCCUGUAGACAAGUGCAAUAUACCAUUCUCGUUUAACUAUGGAAUGAUUAUGCAGCCCUUGCAGUCAGAGUUAGUGAUACGUAGUAUUAAAACAUUGGCUGAGAAGUAUAGCCAGGAUAGACACCGUGUGGAGCUCUUACAGCCGUAUCUCGGGGAUAUGUCAUGUCUCGACAAGAUGCUUGAGUCACUGAAAGAUUCCCUGGAGCCAAACUCGGAUGAGUCCACUCAAUUUGUUGAGAUAGUUAGAGAGAUUUUCUCUGCAGCAUUCACUGCUGAGAAAGACGUUCAGAGUCAAAUUGUACAGUUUCAAGAAAUCACAGUCAACACCCAGUCUUGACACAUGUUGAAAAAUUUGUAAAUCUGGUUUCCUGCAUAGAUAAAUUGUAAGGUUCUUGACUGACUGAAAUGCAGAUAAUAAAUUUGUGUUUCAGACUUUCAGUACAAGGUGAUAUACAUGGCAUUUAACAAGCAGUUCUACCUGGUGGAGGCAAUUGUUUUUUCAUGCUUAACUUUUUGUAGUUGCUUUGGUAAAAUUUAUUUCUAUUUCUU